AUGGAUCUUGCUCGUUUUGAUUGUCAUCCAGAUGAUGGUGCAUCUCAAGAGAGAUGUGAAGCACGAAAAUGUUGUUGGCGAUUACCUAUGCAACAAGGAAAUUUGACAGAAAAACAUCGAACUAAUUUUCAAGAUAUAGGUGUUCCAUGGUGUUAUUAUCCAUCGGAUUUUCCAACCUAUUCAAUAGUGUCCAAUGAAACAACAGAUUUUGGUCAACGAAUUCGCAUCGUCAAGUCACAAACUACUUUCAUGCCAAAUGACAUUCUGGAUUUGACAGUUGAUCUCAUCUAUGAAACACAACAACGAUUUCGUAUUCGAAUCUAUGACUCAGUUAAUAAACGAUUCGAAGUGCCACUCAAUGUGCCCGUGGUAGAAAAAAAAGCUGAUAUGACUGAUUAUGAAGUUGAAGUUGCUCAGAAACCAUUUGCCAUACUAGUUACUCGAAAGUCAACAGGUGUCACAUUAGACUUUUUUGAAUUACUACAAUAUACGAUCGAAAGUCUUCUAGGUGUUCAUCCAUUUCACAUCAAUCUUGAACUGAAUAAGACUGGUCAGACAAAUAUUCAUGGACAGUUUAUCCUCAAUGCAAAUGCUAUGGAUGUGAAUCUUCAACCAUUGCCUGCUCUAACUUACAUCACUAUUGGUGGCAUCAUUGAUUUGUAUGUAUUCACUGGACCAACAGUUCAGAAUGUCAUUCAACAAUACUGGGAUGUCAUUGGAAAGCCGUUAAUGCCACCCUACUGGACACUUGGAUUUCAUCUAUGCCGUUGGGGAUAUGGUACGAUUGAAAACCUAAUGGAAGUUAUGCAAAGAAUGCAUGACGCUGAUUUUCCAGUCGAUAUCCAAUGGACCGAUAUUGACACAAUGGACUCCCAUCUUGAUUUUACCUACGAUAACAAAACAUUCCAUGGUCUACCUGAACUUAUUCGCACAAUGAAAGCCGAAGGCAAACAUUAUGUUAAUAUCAUCGAUCCAGGCAUUAGUUCAACACAACCACCGGGCACUUAUCCACCAUACGAUGAAGGAUUGAAGCAAGGUAUUUUCAUCACUAAAUACAACUCCACUGAGCCAAUCGUCGGAGAGGUUUGGCCUGGUCCCACUGUUUUUCCUGAUUUCACAAAUCCUAAAACAGUUGAAUGGUGGACAAAGCUCCUUGGAGCUUAUCAUGAAAUCAUUCCAGUUGAUGGGAUGUGGAUUGAUAUGAAUGAACCAUCAAACUUUGUUGAUGGAUCUCAUGAAGGAUGUACUACUAAUUCUUUAGAUAAUCCACCAUUUACUCCUCAUGUAUACGGUGGAAACAUUACUGCUAAAACUUUAUGUACGUCUGCUCAACAAUACUUGUCAUCACAUUACAACUUACAUAGUAUGUAUGGUUAUUUUGAAGCAAAAGCAACUAAUGUUGCUCUUAGAACGAUUCUUAAAAAGCGACCAUUUGUUUUGUCACGUUCAACAUUUGCUGGUUCAGGUCACUACACCACUCAUUGGUCUGGUGACAAUGCUGCUUCGUUUACAGAUCUUUACCAAUCAAUUCCAACUAUUCUUAACUAUAAUAUAUUUGGCAUGACAUUUGCUGGUGCUGAAAUUUGUGGUUUUAAUGAUGAUACUACGGAAGAACUAUGCACAAAAUGGAUGGUGUUAGGUGCUUUCUACCCAUUUAUGAGAAAUCAUAAUGCAAUUGGUGCUAAAGCUCAAGAUCCUGCAGUUUUCUCAUGGGAAGCUCAACAGAUUAUGAAACAAGCAUUACUUAUGAGAUAUUCACUGCUUCCAUAUUGGUAUACACUCUUUUUUAAAGCAAGUACAAUUUCGACAACGGUGAUAGAACCACUCUUCUUCGAAUAUCCAAAUGAUGAGAUUACUUAUAAUAUUGAUCGACAGUUCCUAGUUGGUCCUGCUAUUCUUGUUUCUCCAAAUUUAGUUUCAAAUUCAUCUACUGUUCAUGCUUACGUUCCACAAGAUGUUUGGUAUGAAUUUUCAUCAGGUAUACAAAUAACAACAGUGGGACAAUAUGUUGAUUUUGACACACCAAUUCAAAAGAUUAAUGUUCAUAUUCGUGGUGGAUUUAUUAUUCCGAUGCAAAUACCUGGACCUGAUCUAGUUAUCGGUCGUGGAAAUCCAUUUGUAUUACUUGUUGCAUUGUCUCAAUCAGGAAAUGCUAGUGGAAGUCUUUUUUGGGAUGAUGGUGAUUCCAUGGAUACGAUUGAAACUAAAACUUAUAACUACUUCGAAUUCAAUGUGACAGCAUCAAAUGUCUUGGCAAUCAAUGCUUUGGUAACAAAUGACAAAAAUUCCUCAAUGGCAUUAGGUAUGGUAAAAGUUCUUGGUUUGCAUAGAAGUGUGACUAAUGUGAAUGUGAAUGGAAAAGCAUAUUCAAAUUUUAUUUACAAUAUUCCCGAUGAUAUUUUACUUAUUUACGGACUUGAUUUGAAUAUGUUAGAUGAAACAAGUCAAACAAUAGAAUGGACAACAGCAGAUUGA
Molecule: messenger RNA, 2475 nt
Organism: Rotaria sordida
Lineage: Eukaryota; Metazoa; Rotifera; Eurotatoria; Philodinida; Philodinidae
Source: the annotation of a GenBank genome assembly